Humulus lupulus (European hop) is the source of this 2328-nucleotide messenger RNA. RefSeq lists its product as uncharacterized. The transcript is spliced from 8 exons. The record is from RefSeq and is a predicted model, not a curated record. Gene Ontology annotation, cellular component: mitochondrion. NCBI's taxonomy places the organism in Eukaryota, Viridiplantae, Streptophyta, Magnoliopsida, Rosales, Cannabaceae. Gene Ontology annotation, molecular function: ATP binding; ATP hydrolysis activity; zinc ion binding. Gene Ontology annotation, biological process: mitochondrion organization. The coding region runs from base 142 to 2064 and encodes 640 amino acids.
UUCACUUUUCUCUCUCUUUCUCUCUGGUUCUGGUUCUGGUUCGGGUCAGCUCUCAUUUCUUGGACUCCAAUCCAAGUUCUCUGCUUUUGCACAAUCUUCUUCUUCUUCUAUGGUCUAGGGUUUUGUUUCAGAUAAAGCGAAAUGGGGAAAAGUUAUGCAAUUGGACUCAUUACAGCCAUGGCUGCCUCUGCUUCUUUAUCUCGCUCUCAACCUGCUUAUGCCGAUUCUCCUUUCAGCUUCUCUCCUUCCUCCUCCGCUUCUUCCAAUGUUUCUCAAGCUGUUGGUGCCGCCGCCGCCGCCUCUUCCGACCAAUCCAAGGCGUCGCCGCCCCCCGACAAUGCUGAGCCUCCUCCUCCUCCUAAGGUUCGGAACGAUAAUCCUAGAACCACCUCCGCGGGGUUUGAUCCCGAGGCUUUGGAGCGCGGUGCCAAGGCUUUGAAAGAUAUCACUACCUCUUCUCAGGCCAAAAAGGUGUUUGAGGUUAUAAAGAAGCAAGAAGAGACCAGGCAGGCUGAGCUAGCUGCCAAGGCUGCAGAAUUCAAGGCAAUGCAAGCUCAGUCAGAAACUGAGAGACAAAGAGUCAUAUAUGAUGAGCAGAAAAAGCUAGCCCAACAUCAAGCACAAACGAAGUCCCAAAUGGCUCGUUAUGAAGAUGAGUUGGCAAGGAAGAGGAUGCAGGCAGAGAAUGAAUUACAAAGAUCAAGGAAUCAAGAACUCGUAAAGUUGCAAGAAGAGUCCUCGAUCCGACAAGAGCAAGCUCGACGAGCAACAGAAGAACAAAUCCAAGCACAACGCCGACAAACAGAGAGGGAGAAGGCUGAGAUAGAACGAGAAACAAUCAGAGUGAGGUCCAUUGCCGAAGCAGAAGGAAGAGCACAUGAAGCAAAGUUAGCUGAAGACGUUAAUAGGCGCAUGCUAGUAAACCGUGCAAAUGCUGAAAGAGAGAAAUGGGUUGCUGCCAUAAAUACCACUUUUGAACAUAUUGGUGGGGGUUUGAAAGCUAUUCUGACAGAUCAAGAUAAACUGGUAGUGGCUGUUGGGGGUGUGACUGCUUUAGCAGCAGGGAUUUACACGACAAGAGAAGGUGCUAAAGUGAUAUGGAGUUAUGUCGAUAGAAUAUUAGGGCAACCAUCUUUGAUAAGGGAAUCUUCCAGAGGAAAAUAUCCUUGGUCAGGAUUGUUUUCAUGUUCGAUGAGCACCCUUCGUGGUACAGAUAAAGCGUCUUCUAAUAAGGGAAAUGGGUUUGGCGAUGUUAUUUUGCACCCUUCUCUUCAGAAAAGAAUAGAACAGUUGGCUGGUGCAACUGCCAAUACAAAGUCCCAUCAGGCACCGUUUCGAAACAUGCUCUUCUAUGGCCCUCCGGGUACGGGAAAGACUAUGGCUGCCAGGGAGCUGGCUCAGAAAUCUGGAUUGGACUAUGCAUUGAUGACGGGAGGUGAUGUUGCCCCCCUUGGAUCACAGGCUGUUACCAAGAUACACCAGCUGUUUGAUUGGGCCAAGAAGUCUCGGAAGGGUUUGUUGCUUUUCAUUGAUGAAGCUGAUGCAUUUUUGUGCGAGCGAAACAAAACCUAUAUGAGUGAAGCGCAAAGAAGUGCUCUCAAUGCUCUCCUGUUCCGCACUGGUGACCAGUCGAAAGACAUUGUCCUUGCCCUGGCAACAAAUCGUCCUGGUGAUCUUGAUUCAGCUGUGGCAGAUCGUAUUGAUGAAGUACUGGAAUUCCCACUGCCCGGGGAAGAGGAGCGUUUUAAGCUACUAAAGUUGUAUCUCGACAAAUAUAUUGCACAGGCUGGCUCGAGAAAACCCGGUUUGUUUAGUAAUUUAUUCAAGAGUGAACCGCAAAAGAUAGAGAUAAAGGGGUUGACAGAUGACAUAUUGAGAGAAGCAGCAGCGAAGACCGAAGGAUUUUCUGGGAGAGAAAUAGCAAAACUAAUGGCGGGUGUUCAAGCCGCCGUUUAUGGCAGUGAAAAUUGUGUGCUCGAUUCGAGCCUUUUCCGCGAGGUAGUUGACUACAAAGUGGCUGAACAUCAACAGAGAAUAAAAUUGGCAGCCACUGAUAAAAAGUGAUUAAUGUACGAAUGAUUUUGACCACCAAGUUCCAUCCUCUUAGAAGUAGCUGGAAAUAAGCCUAGCACUGAGUGAGUACACAUUUGAGAAAGCCUGUCUUUUUUUGGGUUUCGGCUUUUGGGCAUAUUAUGUUAUCAUUAUUAUUUGCCCCUGAAGACUUGGGGGAUUUUGGCAUUUCCCAUAUCAUGUUUCAUUAAAUUCAAUGUUAGCAAAUAUUUGUUAAAAGAAAUUGCAUACAAAAUUGCAUAUAUAUUUUUUUGGAUA